AUGAAUUGCCUCAGCUGGAACUGUCGGGGGCUUGGGAACCCCCGAACAAUUCGGGAACUUCACCACUUGGUGAAGACAAAGGUCCCAAACUUUGUUUUCCUCAUGGAAACAAAGUGUAGAAGAAACAAAGUGGAAAAAAUUAGAAACCAGAUUGGCUUUCAUCAAAGUUAUGUAGUAGACAAUAGGGGUUUAAGUGGUGACCUAGCUUUCCUUUGGAAAGAUGGACUAGAAGUUGAGUUGGAAACCUAUACCAGAUGGCAUAUAUCCUUAUCUGUCAAACUACCAGAAAUAGAAAAUGGGGUAACCCUCACGUGGUUUUAUGGCAGCCCUGAACCUUCUAAGAGGAGGGGCAGUUGGGAACUACUUAGAGCUCUGAAACCACAGAAUACUAAUGCAUGGUUGUGCCUCGGUAACUUCAACGAAAUCAUGGAUCAAAGUGAAAAAUUAGGAGCAGCAGAGAGACCUUAUUGGCAGAUGGAGAACUUCAGAGAAGCUGUCGAGGAGUGUGACCUCAGUGAGAUACACUUUCACGAGGAGGGGUUUACGUGGAAUGGGAGAGAUGAAGAGACUAGAGUACAAAGAAGACCUUUCAAAUACGAAGCCAGCUGGGGGUGCAGAGAAGAUUGUGCUGAAAUCAUUUCUAGAGUUUGGACCAUGAAUCCAAUCCACCAACCAAGUGUUCAAGAGCUUAAGGCCAUCCAAGAGUCCAACGUGGGAGAAGAUAAUGUGAUCAUAAGCAACCUGAAGAAAGACAUAGACAACCUACUUGAAGAGGAAGACUUGAAAUGGAAACAAAGGGCAAAGCAACAAUGGCUUAAAGAGGGUGAUAGGAACACAAGCUUCUUCCAUAAAUGCGCAAACCAAAGGAGAAAAGUCAACACAAUCCAGAAAAUUAUGGAUGAAAACGAAAGUCCAGCUAGCACACCAAAAGAAGUGAGCCAAGUCUUCCAAGGUUAUUUCCAGAACCUUUUUACCUCAUCAAAACCUGAGAACAUUGAGGCAUGCACUCGACACCUUCAAUCUCCCAUCACGAAUUUAAUGAAUGACUCCCUUACAAGGAGAAUCGAUAGAGCAGAAAUCGAAAAGGCUGUUUUCAGCAUGAAAGGCUUAGGAUCUCCAGGACCAGAUGGGUUCCCUACCAUCUUCUAUCAAAACCAUUGGGAGGUGGUCAGUUCUCAAGUGUGUGCUGUAGUACAGAAUGCAUUCCAGUCUAGUUGCUGGCCAAGGGAGUUUAAUGCCACUCAUAUAGCCCUUAUCCCAAAGACCAAAAACCCAACAAAAGUCACAGAGUACAGACCGAUCAGCCUCUGCAAUGUGAUCUACAAAAUACUUGCAAAAGUCCUAGCAAACAGAUUAAAGAAAUUUCUGCCUUCAGUUAUCUCCCAAGCACAAAGCGCUUUCGUACCAGGAAGGCCGAUUACAGAUAACAUAAUUGUAGCUUUUGAGGCACUUCAUUCCAUGCAGGGCAGAUUGAAAGGCAAAGAGGGCUACAUGGCACUAAAACUGGACAUGAGCAAAGCAUACGACAGGAUAGAGUGGGUUUUCUUGGAAGCAGUAAUGAGGAAAAUGGGGAUAACGCAACAUUUCUGGUGGGGACAGAAUAAUACAAGGAAAAAGAUUCAUUGGUGUUCGUGGGAAAAGGUGGGGCUAGCAAAAUCAGGUGGUGGAGUCGGCUUUCGAAACUUUGAGAAUUUCAACUUAGCUAUGCUAGCAAAACAAGGGUGGAGAUUGCUUCAAAACCCUACAUCGUUGGCAGCUCAAGUUCUCUCUUCGAAGUACUUCCCGGAUGGUGCCAUGCUCAAAGCUAAACUAGGAAAUAACCCCUCACUCAUUUGGAGGAGUAUCAUGGCUGCAAAACCACUUCUUGAAGAGGGACUCAUAUGGAGGAUCGGAAAUGGAUGCUCCACUAAACUUUGGCAUGACAGGUGGCUGCCAUCACCAAUAUCCUUCAAAAUUCAGAGUAGAAUCAACACACUUGAGGGUGAGGCAAAGGUGGCAGAAAUUAUUGAGUAA
This is a messenger RNA of Carya illinoinensis, 2013 nucleotides long. RefSeq lists its product as uncharacterized. Gene Ontology annotation, molecular function: catalytic activity. Lineage: Eukaryota; Viridiplantae; Streptophyta; Magnoliopsida; Fagales; Juglandaceae. Bases 1 to 2013 code for a protein of 670 amino acids. The record is from RefSeq and is a predicted model, not a curated record. The transcript has 4 exons.